AUGAGAGGACAAUCACAGCUGUUGAGAAACAAAUCCGACCACACUGCUAGAGAAGCGAUUCAUUUUCUGAUAGAUUCUGGAUUUACUGAAAACCAGCUUAAGAGCACCAUUCUUAAAAACCCACCCAUUCUUACGCUCACUGUGGAUAGGCAGUUGAAGCCCAAGAUGGAAUUCCUGAAAAUUUUUGGCUGGGCUCCUCAAGAUGUGCCAUCUGUUAUAGCUCGCAACCCCAGAUUGCUUUCCAUGAGCUUAGAAAACUCUCUCGCUUCUAGAAUCCCCCAUCUUAGAAGCCUAUUUGGCUCAAAGGACCAUCUGUGCAAGGCUCUCAAAAUAGCGCCUCAGCUUUUGCUAAGUGAUUUCAAGAAGCAGGUGAUACCUAAAGGGGAGUAA
Cryptomeria japonica (Japanese cedar) is the source of this 390-nucleotide messenger RNA. RefSeq names its product transcription termination factor MTERF6, chloroplastic/mitochondrial. NCBI's taxonomy places the organism in Eukaryota, Viridiplantae, Streptophyta, Pinopsida, Cupressales, Cupressaceae. The transcript has a single exon. Bases 1 to 390 code for a protein of 129 amino acids. Gene Ontology annotation, biological process: regulation of DNA-templated transcription. Gene Ontology annotation, molecular function: double-stranded DNA binding. The record is from RefSeq and is a predicted model, not a curated record.